This is a messenger RNA of Megalops cyprinoides (Indo-Pacific tarpon), 5394 nucleotides long. Its product is annotated as DDB1- and CUL4-associated factor 1-like. Gene Ontology annotation, molecular function: histone H2AT120 kinase activity; nuclear estrogen receptor binding. NCBI's taxonomy places the organism in Eukaryota, Metazoa, Chordata, Actinopteri, Elopiformes, Megalopidae. Bases 422 to 5098 code for a protein of 1558 amino acids. Gene Ontology annotation, biological process: protein ubiquitination. The record is from RefSeq and is a predicted model, not a curated record. The transcript is spliced from 25 exons. Gene Ontology annotation, cellular component: nucleus; Cul4-RING E3 ubiquitin ligase complex.
UGGUCGCCAUAAUAAACGCUCUCGCACACGGGAGCAGAAACGUGUGCCGUUAAAAAGGCAGCUGCGUUCACACGUACCUACAGUCGUAUUGACAGAAAUACUGACAGCGGGCGUUCGCGGGUAGCUUUUUAAAAUCCCCCGUAGUGGACUGUAAGGGCGAGAGGGGGAACAGCGGGACAGCGAGGUUGCAUUCGCUAAUAACCUUUCUGACGGCUCGGUGCGCACCGCUACCCCGCCGCUGUGCUCGCCGUGCUGUCGCACACUUGGCCGGGUUCCAGAGCAGCCUUCGCGGCCUUGAAUCGGUCACCUGUUGCCUCUUGCGCGGAGCCCCCGGAGAGCGUGUGCGGAGGAAGCGGCAGCUGGGCCGGCCGCUGGAGUGUGACGCUCCGGGGUCAAUCAGCGGCUGCAGCGCGGGCCCGCCAUGGCUGCCGCCGCGUCCGCCGGCGUCGACUCGAAGGCCGAGCUGUCGGCUCUGCUGGAGCAGUGGGAGCGGGACCGGCAGGGCGGCACCGCCGAGCUGGUGUCCAUCCUCACCAAAAUCUCAGAGCUGAUCGAGCGUGAAACUGAGGAAUAUCACAAAGUGGACCCUGACCCUUUCGAUGACCGCCACCCAGGAAGAGCCGACCCAGAGUGCAUGCUGGGACACCUCCUCAAAAUCCUCUUUAAGAACGAUGACUUCAUGAAUGCGCUGGUGAACACCUACGUGAUGACGAGCAGAGAGCUGUCCCUCAACACGGCCGCCUGCCGCCUGCUGCAGGAUAUCAUGCCAGGCCUGGAGACCGCCGUCGUCUUCCAGGAGAAGGAAGGCAUUGUGGAGAAGCUCUUUAAGUGGGCGCAGGAGGCUGAGCAGCCCCUCCGGAUCUACGCCACGGGCCUGCUGGCUGGAGCCAUGGAGAACCAGGACAUUGCUGCCAACUACCGCGAGGAGAACUCCCUGCUGGUGCCGCUGAUGCUGCAUCGUCUGCGUGAGCUGCAGGAGAAGGAGGCGGAGCGGGGGGCGGAAUUUAAGCGGCCGAGUCCAAGGAAGGCGGAGCCACUGCUGCCGCUGGACGAGGAGGCGGUGGACGGUGACUUCCAGGAUGUGGCCACGCCCCUCGAGAACAACGGGGUGGAGCCGGGGGAGGGGCUGGACGGGGAGGAGGACCAAUUGGGGCCUCCGUCAGAGAGUGGGCUGGUCUUCCAGCUCGGCUCUGCCCACCGGACCAGCAGCUGUGCCACCUCUGCCGGGAAGCUGCCGGGAAAAGCCGGAGCGGAGGAGGGCCCGGAGCUGGAGCUGGACGAGCCCCACGGGCCCCGGGACGGGCCUCGGGGUGGGGCCAGCCGGGUCAGGAAGCGGGUGGAGGGGGGGGGCGGGCGCAAAGCCAAACAGAAGCUGAGCUUCUCCCUGCCGGAGCCUCCAGAGAGGAGUCUGAGUGAGCUGUCCAACAGCAGCUGGUCAGAGAUGAGUCCCUGGGUGAUCGGAACCAACUACCACCUGUACCCCCUGACCCCUGCCAUCGAGCAGCGUCUCAUCCUGCAGUAUCUCACCCCGCUGGGGGAGUACCAGGAGCUGCUGGCCGUGUUCAUGCAGCUGGGAGCUCGUGAGCUGCUCAUGUAUUACAUCGACCUGAAGCAGACCAGUGACGUGCAGCUCACCUUCGAGGCGCUCAAGUACCUGGCCUCGCUGCUCCUGCAUAAGAAGUUUGCGGCGGAAUUCGUGGCGCAUGGCGGCGUGCAGAAGCUGCUGGAGAUUCCGCGGCCCUCCAUGGCCGCCACUGGCGUGUCCCUCUGCCUGUACUACCUGGCCUACAACCAGGACGCCAUGGAGAGGGUGUGUAUGCUGCCCGCCUCCAUCUUGUCGGACGUGGUGAGCUACACGCUCUGGCUGCUGGAGUGCUCUCACGCCUCGGGCUGCUGCCACGCCACCAUGUUCUUCUCCAUCUCCUUCGCCUUCCGUGCCGUGCUGGAGCUCUUCGACCGGCAGGACGGGCUGCGCCGCCUCGUUAACCUGAUCAGCACGCUGGAGAUCCUGAACCCUGAGGACCAGGGGGCGCUACUAAGCGAUGACGAGAUCUUCUCCAGCCGGCAGACAGCCAAGCACACCUGCAUGGCCCUGCGCAGAUACUUUGAGGCUCACCUGGCCAUAAAGGUGGAGCAGGUGAAGCAGUCCCUGCAGCGCACAGAGGGGGGCGCUCUGAUCCACUCGCAGCCCUAUUACAAGGCGUGCUCCUACACGCACGAGCAGGUGGUGGAGAUGAUGGAGUUUCUGAUCGAGCACGGCCCCGCCCGGCUGUACUGGGAGCCAGCAGAGGUCUUCCACAAGAUGUCCUGCGUGCAGCUGCUCCUGCAGCUCAUCUCCAUCGCCUGCGACUGGAGGACCUACUACGGCAGGAGUGAUACAGUGCGUUACGCGCUGGACAUUCUGGCCAUUCUCACCGUGGUGCCGAAGACGCAGCUGCUGCUGGCUGAGGCUGUGGACGUUUUGGAUGAGGGGGGGUCCACUGUGUCUGCCGUGGGGAUGAGCAUUGUGCUGGUGGUGGCCGAGGGCGAGGUGUUCGUCAACGACGCCGAGAUCCAGAAAUCUGCGCUGCAGGUGGUGAUUAACUGCGUCUGCGCUCCAGACAAACGCGUGUCCAGCAUCGGCAAGUUCAUCUCGGGCACGCCACGCCGGCGCCUCCCGCAGGCCACCAAGAGCAGCGAGAGCGUGCUGGCCAAGAUGUGGAACGUGGUGCAGUCCAACAACGGCAUCAAGGUGCUGCUGUCGCUGCUGACGGUGAAGAUGCCCAUCACGGACGCGGACCAGAUCCGCGCGCUGGCCUGCAAGGCGCUGGUGGGGCUGUCCCGCAGCGGUGCUGUGAGGCAGAUCAUCAGCAAGCUGCCGCUCUUCAGCAGCGGCCACAUCCAGCAGCUGAUGAAGGAGCCGGUGCUGCAGGACAAGCGCAACGAGCAUGUGCGCUUCUGCAAGUUUGCGGCGGAGCUGAUGGAGCGCGUGUCGGGGAAGCCGCUGCUCGUGGGCACCGACGUGUCGCUGGCGCGGCUGCAGCGCGCCAACGUGGUGGCGCAGUCCCGCAUCUCCUUCCCCGAGAAGGAGCUGCUGCUGCUCAUUCGCAACCACCUGCUUUCCAAGGGCCUUCAGGACACGGCCAACGCCCUUACCAAGGAGGCCGACUUGCCCAUGGCCCUGCUGCCGCACCCCCACCCCCACCACUCCUCCGCUUUCACCCCCGCGGCCCCGCCCACCACGCCGGUGUCCUCCCUCCCCCGAACCCCGCGGUUAGCCAAUGGGGUGGCGGUGCGGCUGGGGAGCCACGCCUCCCACUCCGUCGCCGCUUCCUCCGUGCACGCCCAGCCCCGCCCCUCCACCUCCCAGCCCCCGGCCCCGCCCCCCGCGGCCCCACCCUCAGCCCCGCCCCACCACAGCAACGGCUCGCCCCUGAUUGGCCGCAUCGUGUUCUCGCGGGAGCGGCCGUCGCCCUGCAGCGGCAGGAAGCCGCGGGUUUUGCGGCAGAAGUCUGACCAUGGCGCCUUCAGCCAGAGUCCCGCCAUGAAGAAGCAGCUGGACCGGCACCUGCCUUCGCCGCCCGCGCUCGACAGCAUCAUCACCGAGUACCUGCGUGAGCAGCACGCCCGCUGCAAGAACCCCGUCACCACCUGCCCCCCCUUCUCCCUCUUCACCCCCCACCAGUGUCCCGAGCCCAAGCAGCGGCGCCAGGCCCCCACCAACUUCGCCCCGCGCCACGCCCGCCGUGUCGUCUACCCUAAAUACGGGGGCGUGGACGGAGGCUGCUUCGACAGACACCUCAUUUUCAGCAGGUUCCGGCCGAUCUCGCUGUUCCGCGAGGCGGAGGAGGAUGAGAGCGGCUUCAUGUGCUGUGCAUUCUCCGCCCGCGAGCGCUUCCUCAUGCUGGGCACCUGCACCGGCCAGCUCAAGCUCUACAACGUGUUCACCGGCCAGGAGGAGGCCAGCUACAGCUGCCACAGCUCCGCCAUCACACACCUCGAGCCCUCCCGGGAUGGCUCUUUGCUGCUGACCUCUGCGUCCUGGAGCUAUCCUCUGUCUGCUCUCUGGGGCAUGAAGUCUGUCUUUAUCAUGAAGCAUUCCUUUUUAGAUGAUCACUAUGUGGAGUUCAGCAAACUGUCUCAGGACCGGGUGAUUGGGACCAAGGAACACGUGGCCCAUAUCUAUGACAUCCAAACAGGCCAGAAGACUCUGACCCUGAACAACCCAGACCUGGCAAACAACUACAAGAGGAACUGUGCAACCUUUAACCCCACGGACGACCUGGUCCUGAACGACGGCGUUCUGUGGGAUGUGCGUUCGGCGCAGGCCAUACACAAGUUCGAUAAGUUCAACAUGAACAUCAGCGGCGUCUUCCACCCCAACGGCCUGGAGGUGAUCAUCAACACAGAGAUCUGGGACCUACGGACGUUCCACCUGCUCCACACCGUGCCUGCCCUGGAUCAGUGCAGGAUUGUCUUCAACAACAAUGGCACAGUCAUCUAUGGAGCGAUGCUGCAGGCGGACGAUGAGGACGACAUGAUGGACCAGCAGAUGAAGAGCCCCUUCGGCUCCUCCUUCAGGACCUUCGAUGCCACUGACUACAAACCCAUCGCUACAAUUGACGUGAAAAGGAACAUCUUUGACCUCUGCACAGACACCAAAGAUUGUUACCUGGCAGUAAUUGAGAACCAGGACUCGAUCAACAUGGACACUGUGUGCCGGCUAUAUGAGGUGGGCCGGCAGCGACUCGCAGAGGAAGAGGAAGAUGAGGAAGAUCAGGAGGACGAGGACCAGGAUGACGAUGACGACGAUGACGACGACUCGGACGAGGACCUGGACGACAUCGACACUGACCCCCUGCUGGCGGAGCUGGAGAAUGACAAUGCGGGUGAGGAGGAGGAGGAGGAGGAAGAGGAGGAGGACGGCGAGCACGACUUCACGCCCUCGGACGACGAGGAGGUGGCGCGUCUGCUGGAGGAGGACGGAGAGGAAGAGGACGACGACGAUGAUGACGAUUCCGAUGAGAAUGAAGAAGACGUGGAGCUGGUGCUGGACAACACAGACAGCUCUGAUAACUCUGACCUGGAAGAUGACAUCAUUCUGUCUCUGAAUGAGUGAGGAGGGGCAAAGCCGUUGGGGCGAGUGAAACCGGGACAGCAGCGGAGAGCACCCUGCCGCCACCGCUCAUAACGGGACAGGAAAUGACACAAGCGCACAGACACAGGAAGGAGGGAGGCGCAGUUUGAAGAGGACAGCUUUGGGUUGGUCUCAUAUGUGGGGCAAGGUGUCUUCAGGCACACACUUUCCUGGAAGAAGGAGAAAGAGUGAGGAAGAUCACUCAGACACCUGUACCCCACACUCACACUCACACACAAACACGCACACCCACUCACACACACACACACACACACACA